AUGGCGCGGGUGACUUGCGCACCGUUAAAAUCAAUGAGUGCAGCCGGCGGCGAGAGCGCCGACGACGGCGCGACUACGCCGAGCAGCCGCCGUCGCGUCGUCGGUGCUGCUGCUACCUGGUCCGGUCUGUUCCGCGACACCCUCCUCGGCACCCUCGUUCGCCGCAGCACCGAGCCGCUUCUCCGUUGGCGCGACGCGAGUCAUGUAAGCGCGCGUGACGACGAGAUGCCACCCGGCCGCGAGGACAUGGAGUUCUGCACCGACAGGGUCCUCUCCAAGGGCAGGAUCCUCCAGGAGCUGACGAAAGCUGUCAAACUGGUUUAUGCCCAAAGUCUCUAUGGUACCGUGGUCUUGGAUGGUGAUUCCUGGUUGGUUUAUUGGCUGGAUCGAGCACUGCGUCAUGGGCUACGUGUCGAGAGACACGGAUACUGGGGCACUGCCAGAGAACUUAGUCAUCAGGACACUGUUGUGGUCAUUCACGCAUUGCAGAGCGUAUUGACUUCUAUCGGGAAAGGUCGAGCGUGGCUCUAUCACACUCUAAGCGAAGGCAGUUUCGAGAGCUAUCUGGCUUGUUUGGUGCGAGACACCAAGACAUUGAAGAAGCAGUACUUUCCACACGCACUUGUGAGAGAUGUCGAUAAGACCAACCAACUGGUCAAUCUUCUUGCCGGUCUGGAAAAUGUGUCCUUCACAUUGCAAUUGGAUGUGACAUAUCUGGAUAUCUGCGACUAUAUGCCGCAAAGGCCUAUGAGCGUGAAUCCAUCAGGCACAGCGUUAUCGUUGCACCUAAGGUCUUCUAGUGUUUCGUCGAGCCUAGCUUCUCCGGGGGACAGUGGCAUUGCCUUCGACAGCGACAUGGAUCUUGCAAACGAGACCGAUGGUAGCAGUUAUAAGGAGGAGGACUUUACGAUGGAUGAGAUCCCGAAGUAUCGGAACAAUAGGUAUAAGACAAUUAUUAACAACCGUAUGGAAGACAAUAAAAAUUUUGGAUCCAGCGAUUCGAGCGAGGACGGCAAGACGCCGACGCAGUCACCGGCGAUUACUAAAUUCCAAACGGUCAUGAUGACGAAGAACGACAUCGUUAAUCAGAACGUGACGCGAAAACUGGAUGACAACGAAAUGAAUUGUUCCAGUUUAGAGACCCUCAAGGAUUAUGACUUUUACAGCAAGAGUCUCGACGAGAGCAAAUUGGAGAAAAUGAACAAGAUUGAUAACGGCGUGAAAGAUUUCGAGAAGAGGAGCACCUAUUACGGCAGCGACGCUCCAGCUUACAGCUUUAAAAAGAACAUCGACCCUCGUAAUUCUUAUGUAAUCAAUAACGACACGAACUUGCUGGAACUGAGCAUGACUAUUUCCGACUGCGAUAACAUGGAUGCGCCUUACGGCAUCCUGAACACUAUGAACACCAUGACUGAUGCCAGCAUCCUGUCUUCCUCCAGCUCGGAGGGUAUAGUACAACGUAGGCAGCGGAAGAAGAAGCGAGGUGAGAGCAAAAAGAGGGUCAGUUUCCACGAGGACAUACUGAAAACGAUGAAGUUGGAGGACGACGAGAGCUACGCUGAUUUCUCCAUGAGCUUCUUACUGCCCAGUUCGGUUUUGAAAAGGGACGCUCAGAAAGGCAGGUACAGCUGGUGCGCGCACGGCGACUCGCCGUACGUGCAGAAAAGUACAGACAACAGCAGGAAUGUGCACUCGGACUAUUAUUCGUCCUCGUCGUCAUCGAGCACGUUUGAUGGGGCCGACAAGCAGAUGUCGAAAUUGUGCAUUGAUGUGCCGUGUCAGCGCAACUGCCGCUGCAGUUGCGGCUUAUCAUUGUCGGAACGUGGCGCGCCGGAGGGUCAGGAAGAUCCUGGCAAGAGCCUGAGGCCUAAGAUGGAAAUAGAAUUGGAGGAGAACGAGGCGCAGGAGGCUUACAUCGUCGAGAAGGCGUGCGGCAACAUCGUUGAAGAUCCACCGUCCAAGCUGGAGAUGGUGAAUCCGAGAAAACAGGCCACUCCGAGCGACUGGUCGGACGCGGACAGCGUGGCAACGUCCGACGUGGAGGAACGCAAGAAUAGCCAGAGGCACUUGGCCUCGCCGUUGAAGAAGCGCAACGUCACGGCGAUAUUGACGGGCGAGAGCAGUAGCAAGCUCCUAGCGCCUCCUCUGCGUCAGGCGCCGUCGAAAACGUCGUUGCUGAGCAGAUUUCUAAAGUCCAUCACCGAGAGGAAGUUCGAGAUAAAGAAGAACAAGAAGCCGCCGAAGGUAAACACGUUGUACAUCAAGGGUGUCAAGACGAGCUAUGAUUCCUUCAAGGACUUCAACGACAAUCUCGACAAGGAGAUUCAAGAGAACGUCGCCGCCGAGAAGCAGGAAUUUAGUGGCGAGAAGAUAAGCUUGAAGUUGCGCGAGCUUUUCAAAAGGCAUAUCUACCGCGAUAAAACGGAGGAACUGUAUAAAGUAUACAAAGUGCGGAGUUCGUACAUGACCAACGGCGAGAGCAAGCCCAUGAUCGCGCUACUGACGGACAAGACGCUAUAUUUAACCGGCUCAAAGCUGGAUCACUCUUACAGUAACCAAUUCGUCAUUCCUUACAAUGAAUUAGAUGUCAUUAUGAUUGGGCCGAAUGCACAAACGAUUUUAAUCUCCAACGCCGACUGUGAAAUGCAGUAUCUAUUUUCUACCGGCAGCUCGCAAACUACCUCAGAAUUAGUCGGUCACUUAGAGAUGGCUAUGAGACGAUCGCCAUCGAAACCGAGGCUUCCCGCUGUUAAGGAAUUGAAUUACGAGGAUAUGCACAUUCUCAGGAAUUCAAUCCUUUCUGACACAGCUGUACAUCCCGAUGAGAAAAUCGAACACUACAGCCUUAUCUAUAUGGAAGACGAGCACAUGUCACCACCCAGUACGCCAUGUGGCCCGACGAAGGAGGGUGACCUGAUGUUCCGGCCGCAUACCUACCAACACUUGCACCCGAAUGCGCCCACGAAUCCGUGGGAGGCCGGUUACUUUGUCCUGAAAGGCGGAGUGGUCUAUAUGUUCACGGAUUCGAAUCAACGACUUCCUAAGCGCGCUAUACCAUUGAAAGGAGGUUUGUGCCAAGGAUGCAGAAGAAUUCCCAAUUCCCAUCGGCCGCACACCUUCGAGAUAUUGUUGAAGCCCAACAAGUCGUACCAAUUUGCUGCCCCAGAUGAAUACGUCGCUUCUGAGUGGUUGCAGAGUUUUGUUCAAAGUGCAUCAGGUCUGUUCGAUUGUACGGAAAAGAAGGAACCGCUGCCUUGCAGCCUCAUCACGACUACGAAGCACUUAGUGGCGAUGAAAGAGGUCCAUCCCGGCAUGCAGAGAGGCCAAACGCUCUCAUGCGCGUCUAUCAAGGACCUAGCGGCGUUCAGGGUGCCAUUGGUGCAACAAUCCUGGUGUAUACUGGAAUUCGCGUGUCGAGAGGUGCACGAGAGCAGCGGCGAUUGGGUCAUAUACUUUACGAAUUAUACCGAGCUCUGUGCUUUCAAAGAGGUUCUGGAGACGUUGUGGGCGGACAUAAACCUGAGCGAGUUUCCUAUAGCAACCCUACCACCGGAGGACAAGUUGCAGCGACGCUGUUCGGAUGCCAGCAGGGACUUGGAACACGCUUGGCGGUACUUGUUGCCACCGGCUUUAGAAUAGAUGGAAGAUAUAUUAAUAGACAAUAUACAACAAGUUAUUUGGAAAAUUAUUUUAUCACAUUGCCAUAUUGGAAAGAAGUAGAGAACUCUCGUGACCACACGCACGCGAAUAUCCAGGUACUCGGAUUUGAAAGAAUGGAACGCUAAUGUGUCUUAUGUCAAAGAUGUAACCGCUUACGCAACAUAAUCCAAAUUUUUUUUGCUUUUGUUCGAAAUUGAAUGUCAUGUAUCUGUCAUUUGGGAUUAGAACAGUCAAUGUUAUUUUGUGGCUUAUAGAUAGAUACGGAGAGAGAGAGAGAGAGAUUCUUAUCUAAAAAAUAUAUAUAUAUACAUACAUACAAAUACACACACACACACACACACACACAUAUAUAAAAUACCCCUGACAUAUACGGCAUAAUAAUUUUCUAAUUUCGAGGUACAAAAAUAUGCCCUACAUUUUUGCCAAGUUACGCUGUUGAUGAGGGGCUAAUCAUUAAACAUCUUACAUAAGACAUAAAUCGCCUCAAACGUAUAAAUGAUUAUUUAAAGGAAAGUUGCAAGAUGGUGCAUUAUCUUUCCUGUAACAUAUAUAUAAGUCACCGUAAUAAGCUGCUAUUCAUUUAUAAUGAUGCAGAGAAUGUAAUAUAACAAUAACUGUGAGACAUUAUUAUUAUUAUUAUAUAAAUGUCUAUAUAUAUAUACAUAUAUAUAUAUACCCCAUAUAUAUUGAGAAAAUGAACCAGUAUGCAUUUGAAUACGCGCACUAUUCAUAUUAAAAUAGUCAUUUAUCGUCGGAGAUAAUAAUAAUAUAAAAUUCAGGAAACACUUACAGCAGCUUCAAAGGCUAAUAGAAAAGGACUCGUAAAUAAUUUCUGAAGUUAAUGCAUAAUUUAACAUUCCUACUCGAUUAUUGUAAAUCAACUUUACUUUUAGUACGAUGACUUUCUAUCAUAUCACUUUACAUGCAUGUCUUAAAGCUAAAAAAAUGUUACCUCUAUGCAUAAUAAUUUUUUUUUAAUGUACAGAUGUGAAAUACGAAGUGAAAGUUAUAUAACAAUUGUAUAAUAUAUUUUAUGUAUUUUAUGUAUUAAUUCAGUUUAAUAUGUGUAUAAGUUUAGAUUAGUUCAGAUAGCUUGAAUCACACAACUAUUGUUGCAUUAUUGUAUCAUAUUAAAAUCUUUUAAUAUUCGACGCGCGCGCUUUAUGAAAUAGUACGGUCUGAGAAAGAUUAUACCAAAAUUAUCAUAAUUUAUGCUUGAUGAAACUUUCAAAGCAUGAUUAUGAAUUUUAAAUAUGCUUAUUAUAUAACAUAAAAAAAAUUAUAUAAAAAUGAAUUUCAUUUGUGAUAUUACAUUAAUAUCUUUAUAAGGAAUAUAUUUGUUACACUUUUAUGUUACCAAAACAUGAACAGAUGCUUUAUCCACAUAUUCAUGUGAGCAAAUAUGUAUUAUAUUUUAUGUAGCAGUAAGUAAUUGUGAGAUGCUGUUAGGUAAUAAACGUCACUGUUGUUAAGUUCAUCGGAUCCCCUAUGUGAAAUUUAUAUAAAUUAAAUAAAAGCAAAUACCUCACGGCAUUAAAAUCGAUUUUGUAUAUUAGUUUCUGCUGUGUGAAAAGUACACGGAGUUAAAUUUUUUACAAGUUACAGCCAGCUGUUCUAAAUAUUACAUCCGUAUAUUUUUCACACAAAGAUUCUGUAUUAUCAUACACAAUCUGCAAAUUACCGAUAAAUAGAAAAGUAAUAAAGAUAUACGAAGAG
Molecule: messenger RNA, 5376 nt
Organism: Ooceraea biroi (clonal raider ant)
Lineage: Eukaryota; Metazoa; Arthropoda; Insecta; Hymenoptera; Formicidae
Gene: prd1
Product: pleckstrin homology domain-containing protein pruning defect 1
Biological process (GO): Golgi organization; lysosome localization; regulation of protein localization
Cellular component (GO): endosome membrane
Molecular function (GO): kinesin binding
Source: RefSeq, a predicted model, not a curated record